This is a messenger RNA of Sphaeramia orbicularis (orbiculate cardinalfish), 4747 nucleotides long. Its product is annotated as GTPase IMAP family member 8-like. The coding region runs from base 337 to 1734 and encodes 465 amino acids. The record is from RefSeq and is a predicted model, not a curated record. NCBI's taxonomy places the organism in Eukaryota, Metazoa, Chordata, Actinopteri, Kurtiformes, Apogonidae. Gene Ontology annotation, molecular function: GTP binding. The transcript has 2 exons.
ACAGACACGACAGGAGUUAAAGGGUUAAACAUUGCAAUUGAAGGUAAGUGUGGAACACUGUUAGUGUUUGACCAAUCAGAGUUCUUCAGCACACAGUCCCACCCCACUAGAAUUCUGCGGAAUCUGAAAAGUCCUACCCCCCUAACAGAAACUUUUUACAGGGGAUGUUAGGGGUUUGGGGAAAGUUUUAUACUUCAGUAAUUUCGAUAGAAAUUCACCAAGGUUUUUCAAAGUCCUGGGUAAAGUUAAAGUUCCUGGUAAAGUUCCUGCAGUUGUAAAGGGACUCAUGUACUGUGCUCUCUUUGGUGUCCCCAGCAGGUUUCCUGAUGUUCAGUCAUGGAGUCAGAGACCACCUUCAUUCUUCUGGGAAACAGUGGUGCCGGUAAAAGUGCUUCAGGAAACACCAUUUUAGGACGAACAGCAUUUGAGUCAAAACAGUCUUUUUCAUCUGUAACAACUGAAAUCUCAGAACAAGCUGGAGCUGUUCUGGGGAAGCAAAUCUCAGUGAUCGACACUCCAGGUAUUUUAGGUCCAGAUGGAGAGGAGGAGGACUCAUGUGCAGAGGAGGACUUUUUUAUGGGGGAAGACUCUCGGGUAGAGGUAAAGAUUAAAAACCACUGUGAUGAACUCUUGCGGGAAGGCAGAUCCUGUGUGUUUCUAAUUGUUGUUAAAAUAGCUCGAUUCACCCGUGAGCAGAAAGACGCUGUGGAAGCAGCUCUCAGGGUCAUCGGAAAAGAGCAGGUGAAGAACAGUUACCUGCUGUUCACAGGUGAAGACAAAUUAGACAAUAAGACUCUGGAGGAGUUCAUGAAUGAAAAUCCAAAAGGUUCUCUUCGGAAACUUGUUAGCAUGUUUGGAGAAAGGUAUCAUGUCUUCAACAACAAAAGCGGAGGACAGAAACAAGUCAAGGAGCUGCUGAAGAAGUCAGGACUCCUCAGAUCAGUUUCAGCGCAGUCGGCCAGGCUGGAGGAAAGGAGGAUAGUCCUGCUCGGUCUGCCUGGAGUUGGAAAGAGUUCAUCAGGAAACACCAUCCUGGGACUACAAUCACAGUCGGACUGUUUUAAAUCAGGCUGUGACUUCACCUCAGUCACCAAAGAGACUGACAGUAAAUCAGCAGAAGUGGAGGGUCGUCGGGUCACUGUGGUCGACACUCCAGGAAUCACUGGUGAGGGUUGGGCUCCUAAAAAGUUAUUUGAAGAGAUCAUGAAGUCAAUAAAAGCAUCUGAUCCAGGACCACAUGCCUUCAUCUUUGUGGUCAAACUCGACAGAAUCUCCAAAGCAGAUGAGAAACUAUUUGAGUUGUUGCCCAAACUGUUUGACCGAGAUGCUCCAAAAUACUCCAUGGUGUUGUUCACACACGUAGAUAAGUUAGAAGGUGGAAACAUUCUCGCAAAAAUUAGAGAUAGCAGUGCAGUGUUAACGCUGCUUAGAAAGUGUCGUAAUAGAUACUGUGAGUUUAACAACAGACAGCCCAGAAACAAGCAGCAGGUAAGACACCUGCUGGAUAAAAUUAAUCAGAUGGUCACAGCUAACGGUGGAGGUCACUACACCUCUGACUUGUUCAAUAACGUUCACACCUUACCUGUGUCACUUUCCAUUAAAUGGCAUGAUGUUCGUGAUUCGUUUGAAAAGAUUCUCAAUGAUAUAGUCAAAUGGUUAAAUUCUUCGAGUUCAACAAAUGCAAACUCCAAUCAAAGCAUGGCUCUGACUUCAUACAACCCCUUGAAGCCAUAGUAAGAACCAUGAGAACUUCCCUUUCUUUGGGUUCUUAACUCCAGAAGAAAAGUCGAAAAAUACUGGAGAUAUAGCAAGAUGUUUAACAAAGGGCUUCAGUGUUGUAUUAAUAUUCCAAACUCUCAGUAGCAGAGGGAAGUCAUGUACCAGAACACAAUUAUAACUACCAAAAUCACCAACAAAUUAUCACUAUAUCCACAGACUGUAUCACCCACAAGUACAAAGCUAAUUGUUUACAAAUAUCUGUAUAGUUAUAUUGUCAGGUUGUUUUUUUUCUUGAAUCUAAAACUUAUAGCGGGUUAUUUUGACAGUCAGACUAACACUGUGUCUUAUAAUCUUUCAUGUCCUGCAUCAUGAUAGUUUACAUUAUAGCUCUGUUAGCUUAGCUCUGCUUUUAGACAGAAAACAGCCACAGUAAAUCCAUAAAUCUCUUUUGUUCUCCAUACAGUUUGUGUUGUCAAUAGCUGCACUAAAGAUAAGACAAAAUAUACUUUAUUGAUCCCCCAAGGGUGAAAUUCAAAUGUACAGCAGCACAAGACGAUGUGCAUCACAUACAAUAGAAAAAAUAAAGAUAAAAACUAUAAAAAUGUGGGUGACUAAAAAUAGUAGUAAUAAUAAUAAUAAUAAUAAAUUAAUAAGUAUGCAGUAAGUGACUUUGAUAAGUGUGCAAGUGAGUGUCAUUGACAGAUGCAAAAGUCUGUUCAGGGCAGGAUGUACUUUAGGCCAAGCUGCUGUUGUACAGUCUGAUGGAACUAGGGAGCAUGUGAAACGUUGAGUCCUGCACCUGGGUGGGGUCUAUUGAAUGACUGAGCUGCCCAUCAGCCACAGCUCAUCAUGCAGAGGGUGAGAGGACUUGUCCAUGAUUACACAAAUUUUGUCCUUCACCCUCCUCUCAGCCACCGUUUCCAGGCUGUCCAGGUCCAGUCCCACCACAGAAUGGGCUUUCCUCACCAGCUUGUUGAGCCUGUUGCCCUCACCAGUCCUAACACACACUUCAGCAGACAAUAGUGCACUGGCCACCAUGGACUGGUAGAAGGAUAUUGAAGAUCUAUUUGGAAUCGUCCACACAAGGUCUGAACUGUCACAUUUUAUUCUGAACUGUGGCUCAACAAACAGCAAACUCAGCAAAGAUGACAUCACAUAACUGUUUACCUUCUUAAGGCUCAUAAUCUAACUCACCUGUGAUUUCAGCAUCAAACUCCAUUCUUUUUAUUUAUAGCUGAGUCCAGUGGGGAAAACAACAACAGUACUUCUAGAUUUUAUCAGUUUAUUUUUCUGUAGAAGUUGUUUAUUAGCAGUUUUAAUCCCAUCACAUCACUCUGAUGUUUUGGUGAAAAAACGCACAGAGCAGGUCAUGUGAUUAGUUUUCCUUACUAUGGAAAACCAACAGAGUGACUCACUACACCCUCUAGUGGUUGGUUGGACUGUUGGUAUGAAUAUGUUCCAUUCAUAUCUUUAUAAUCCAAUCCCCUGGUGUGUUUGGAUGGUGAGAGGAAGCUGGAGGACCUGAAGAGAAACCAUGCAGACACAGGGAGAACAUGCAAACUUUACACAUGGAGGCCCACGCUGCCCAGGACUGGAAUAGAACCCAGGACCCUCUUGCUAGAAGGUGAUGAUGCCAACACUGCACCACUAUGCCGCUAACGUUUGGCAAAUGAGAUUUAAUUUAUAUCUUGUUUGCUGUUUGUUUGUAACUGGACAGAGCACGUCUAGUCAUUGACAAUAUUCACAUGAUGGUUUCAGUGUGCCAAGCUGAAAGAUCUGAUGAUCUUAAACAGGACUAUUUUUGGAGAAAGACUGACUUGAGACAGCUUGGAGUUUUAUGAACACCUCACACCAAACAAGCCAGAGGACAGGAGCCUUAACUUUCAUGAUUUUAUUCUAACAGUGGAAGUUUAUCUGUCACAUUGUCAUCUGGAGUUGGAAUAUACUUUUUAAAAAUGUCUGACAUCAUGUUGUGUUUAUGUUGUGAUAUCUUCAUAGAUCUCAGUGUGUAGUGAAUGCAUGUACAGAAUAUCAUGCCUGUAAAUGCUACUGAUGUUUUCCUGUAAAUGUUCAUAUGGUGGAACCAGCAGAUGUUCUGUUCUUUUGCUGUCCUCAGAUCAGCUCACGUGUCAUUAAUUUAAGCCAACAAAAAGUACAGCUUUGUUAUCAUCCACUAUUUGUUUUGGAUAUUUUGUUGAAAAAGUAUAUUGAAUCAAUAAAUUUAGAUGAAAAAUAUUCGUUUUUUUUCCCUCAAAUUACUGAUCUUUUAUUUCAAAUUAGCACAAAUGCUAUGUUUCGGCUGGCCUGGGAACGCCUCGGGAUCCCCCCGGAAGAGCUGGAGGAGGUGUCUGGGGAGAGGGAAGUCUGGGCAUCCCUGCUUAGACUGUUACCCCCGCGACCCGGCCCCGGAUAAGCGGAAGAGAAUGGAUGGCUAUGUUUCAGAGACUAGUUUAAUUUUGGGCUGAGAGUUUGACUCUUUUUAUUCAUUUACUGAAUAUAAUGUAACACUUUUUACAGUGAUAAACAUAUUAUGCAUAGUCUUUGGAAAUUUUCAUAUGAUCCAUAUGAAGCUGACAGAAAAACUCCACCACUUUAUUGUAUUAUUUGAAGAUAAAUUUUGCUGAGAUUGUUGCUCUUACAUUUGAUUUAUUCAUAGUCAAACCACAUGCGGAUAGAAGGUGGUGCAAAGGUGAGGAUCUGAGUCAGGACAACACUUAUAUUAUGUUCACACUUGAGGUGAAAGUGGCCCAGAUCUGACUUUUUGCUCAUAUGUGAUGAGUAUGUGAUUUUUUUUUUAACAAUCUGAACAAAUCAGGGUUUUUUUUCCUAACCAGACCCAGACCACUUUAAUGUAUAAAAUGUAAUGUUCAUUUUUGAUGUUUGCGUGGAUUGUCAAUAUUGACCUGAAAACAGAACAGGUGAAUUGAGCCACAAAUAUGAACAAAUUGAACUUCAGACAAAUGUAUUUAAACCUUUAUUACAGUACCGUAUUGGAUCAUUUUUCACUCAUUAAAAUAGUUUUAUUAUG